AUGGCGAUGCAUCGCUCAAGACCAGUCAGUUCAUUACAGCGCUGCGCAACAUCACAGCCGCCAGCCCGCAAUCGCAGCAUCGCAUCUUCGUCUCACGCCUCUGCGUCCAGAUCUUCAUCGAGCUCCCCUCCCACCUUCCCGCCCCAUUCUCGCGCAUUUCCGCAGCGAGAUCAACCCACGGGUACACCUCACCUGGGCAACCUACUUGGCGCCCUCUUCAACUGGAAGCGUCUCCUCGAGCAAGCUCCCUCCACCUCCUUCACAGCAGCGAAGCGUCACUUCUUCAGCAUCGUCGGCCUCCACGCCCUCACAGUCCCACAGGAUCCCGAUCGGCUCCGGCAGGAGCGCAGUGAUAUGCUCGCAGCCCUCCUUGCCGUGGGCAUCGACCCCUCGCGCUGCGUUCUCUUCCACCAAGAGUCGGUACCAGAGCACGCCGAGCUAAUGUGGCUUCUGGGCAGUCUGACCAGUGUGGGACGCCUAAAGAGGAUGACCACUUGGAAGGGCAAGGUGGCUGCGCUCAACGAGGGCAGCUCGAAAGACGAAGGAGCAGACCUGGGCGAAGAGGCUCACCUUCCCUUUGGCCUCUUCGCCUACCCCGUCCUCCAAGCAGCCGACAUACUACUCUACGGUGCAACUCACGUCCCCGUCGGGCAAGACCAGGCGCAACACCUCGAAUUGGCACGCGAGCUCGCUCAGACGUGGAACCGACGCUUCUCUCCUACUAGACUCGACUUCUCUCUGCGGGUCCCGCAGACCCUCUUCACCCCUACGAUGGCGCGCGUGCUUUCCCUGCGCGACCCGACGGUCAAGAUGAGCAAGUCGAGCCCUGAUGCAGGAGGGAGGAUCUUGCUCGAUGAUGGGCCGAAGGAGGUGGAGAAGAAGGUGAAGCGGGCAGUCACGGAUGAUGAGAGGUCAAUGAGCUUCGAAGUGGAGCGAAGGCCGGGAGUCGCGAAUCUGCUGGGGAUCAUUGCCGCAUUGGAGUCGCUGAGAGCGGGGAGCGAGGUGAGGCCAGAGAGCGUGGCGGACAGGCUCAACACCCAGCAUGCUUCGGGUGAGCCAGGGGCAAAGAUGCUCAAAGACCUCGCAGGAGCCACAAUCGUGGAGACGCUAGAGCCUAUCAGGCAGCAGUACGAGCGGUUGAGACAAGACCGAGGGUACCUGGCUGAGGUAGCGAGUAGGGGGAGGGACGAGGCAAGGGAAGUCGCGAGUAAGACGAUGCUGAAGGUCAGGGCGGCGAUGGGCAUCGGCGAGUAG
Jaminaea rosea is the source of this 1254-nucleotide messenger RNA. RefSeq names its product tryptophanyl-tRNA synthetase. Gene Ontology annotation, cellular component: mitochondrion; mitochondrial matrix. The coding region runs from base 1 to 1254 and encodes 417 amino acids. Gene Ontology annotation, molecular function: tryptophan-tRNA ligase activity; ATP binding. Gene Ontology annotation, biological process: mitochondrial tryptophanyl-tRNA aminoacylation. The transcript is spliced from 2 exons. NCBI's taxonomy places the organism in Eukaryota, Fungi, Basidiomycota, Exobasidiomycetes, Microstromatales. The record is from RefSeq and is a predicted model, not a curated record.